CAAAAAGUGGCGCGAAAAAUGUUGAAUAACGUCAACUGUCAAAAAUAGUCUUCGUAUUUAUAUGUUUAAAAUGUUGUAAAAUACCUAGUUUCAUGAGAUAAGAUUUAAAUUAAAUAGCUAUAUUUUGUAUUGACUCUAUCUAUGUUGAAAAUAUUGCUGACAUUAAUAUUACAAUGACUGCAUUAACUGUAUUAGAUACUCCUUCCGUUAUUACCGAUUCUACUUGUGAUGAUGUUAGUGAUACGAAAAACAAGAAUAAUUUACAAAAAGCUAUUAUAUUUGGUGACCUGAAACCUGAGGAAGGGAAUCUAAAAGAUAUAAAUAAUUUGAGCGAUGACGAUGUUGCCCCAAUUGUGGCGCCUAAAAAGCGUGCUCAGCACUUUACAGGUUUUGAUAGUGAUGAAGACAACAUUAGUAAAAGUGUUGAAAUGUCCCCACAGACAGUAAAUGAAAAAGGGAAUUCCCAGGAAAUAAAUCCCAAACCAAAUUUGGAUUCCAAAAAACCUAAAGAAAGGAAAUCGACAAGGAUAAAAAGAAUAGACAGUUCUGAUAGUGAUCAUAGUUCUUCAGAAAAACUUAUUGAUAGUGAAGAUAAUGCGUUUGUUAGAAAAUCAGUAAGAAGGGAAGACAAAGAAAAUACUCUUAAAGAUAAAUUCAAAAGUAUGCUCUUACAUAGAAAAACUGGUCCAAUGACUUCUGAUGAUGUGGAACCCAAAAAUGUGACUUCUGCUAAUAGUGAAUCAGAUGAUGAGUUUUCUUGUCUUAAAAUAAAGCAGAAAGUUAAAAGUAAUGUUCAAGCCAUGAAAUCUAUAUGUGACCCCGACACCUCCGAUGAAGAAGACAACAGUCAAAUGAAAUCGUUCAAAAGGAGGUCUAAACCAAAGAUGACUAAAUCUACAUCUCCUAAACCAAUCAAAAUGACAGCAAAACAGGCGUUGGAAAAUAAGCAAAAGAUUAAAAGUGAAUCAAAUCGCAUGUUAAGAGAAAAAGGUGUCUCGUUGCCGUAUCAUAGGCCAAAGGCUUUGACCUUGAAAGAUAUAAUGAGUAGAAGAAAACCGGCCAUUAGUUCUGAUGGAAGGACUUUGCCCAUUAAAAUGAACGAAGAUCAGCUGAGACAAUAUGCAAUGUUAUUGGAACAAAGACAGAAGGAGGUUAUAGAAUUAUGUAAAAGUGAUAGUGAGGAAGAGGACAAAGGAGUUGAACAAAUGGAUGUAACAAAUGAUAACAAAGGAGUGGCAGAUGAAUGCACCGAAGAAACCACUACACUUAUCACAGAAUUAAUUUCAAACAGUAAUGAAGAAAGUGAUGUGAACCUUGACAACUCUGUAGAAGUCAAUAAUCUCGACAGAAGUGACAAACAACUAGAACCGUCGGAAUCACUCCAUUUACCUACAGAAUCAGAAUCCUCAAAUAAAAAUGUUACUGAUACUCUGUCUGACAUUAGUAAAACAGAUGUUGAGUGUCAAGAAAGUCAUUUAGAAGAAAAUAUUGUAUUACAAAAGUCAGUUUCAGAUGAAAGUCAAAAAAUUUCAUUAAUUUAUGAUUCAGAAAAGACUAUCGUUGAAGACACAGAUUCUAAAGUAGAGAAUGAAGCUGCUGAAGUAAUUAAAGAUAAUGGUGAGGACAGGAGUGCUGAAUUUUCAGACUGUGAAAUGAAUUUUGAUGAAAUAGAUAAAAUUAUUGAAGAGGCUGAAAUUAUUUGUAAUAAAACCAAUUGCAACAAACCAAUUCCAAAACUCACCGGCGGACCGGGCACCUUAAUAGAUUUGGAUAAUGAAGACACAGCGUCAAGGAAGUUAAGUGGCGUUGAACUGUUGAAGGAGAGAUUUAGUUUUUUCGCCAAAAUAAAGACAUUAGAAGACAUUGAAAAGGAUCGGGAAAAGAAAUAUAAACCAGGUACUCAACAUUUAAAAUUAAAACACGAACUCGAGGAGCAGAUAGCUGAACAGAGAUCAUUGGAAUGGGAAAAGCGACUUCUAGAAGAACAGCAAUUAAAAUCUGAAUUAAAUGGUGAGACUGGUGAAGAUGAUAUCGAGAAACUUGAAGCUAAGAUGGAAGAAAUAGAAAAAGAAGAAGACGAGAAUGAUAAUGGAGUUUCAGAGAGUGAGGAGGAAUUGGUAGAAGACGAUGUUCUCAUAGAAGACAAGCCGAAAAAACGGAAUCCUAUGUUUGAUGAUGAAGCAGAAGUGAGUGAUGAUGAGUCCAAAGAAGAUCUGGAUAACGAUGAUGAAUCGAAUGAAGAUCUGGACAGCGAAGAAUCCAGCUCCGAGUCAGAUGAUUGCAAACCCAAAAAAGGUAGAAUCUUAAAGGCCUUUGAAGAUUCUGAUGAUGAAAAGGAAAAUGAACGAACAAUUAGUGAUGAUUUAAACAGAGGUGAAACUGGGGAAAUUGAAGUCAUAAAUGAUGAUGCUGCUAUAAGAGAAUCACAAGAUGACGAACUGCCACUGGCUCAAGUGAAUAAAUUAUCAGAUGAUGUAUUUUCAACACAAACAACUGAAACUGAAUCUGAAAAUAUAGAUGGAUGUUGUGGUGUUGUUAUAAGCGCUCACAGUAUCUGUUUAUCAAAUCCUGAUCUAUCAAAAAUGAUCAAAUCUGACAUUAAUCCCGACAACAUGGAUGUUUGUGGAACUAUAGAAGAUGAUGCAAUUAUGGAUGAUAUUGCUGGAAUGUGCUCUGGAAGUUUCUCACAGAACCUUGUUAACUCUCAAACGCUACCAUCAACACAAUCACAGGAGUUCGGUGAUGACAUUGCAGAUAUGUGCACUGGAAAAUUCUAUGAGAAUCCACUUGUAUCUCAGGAUAUUAGUUCUGAAGUCACAGGAUCCGAGGAGAAAUCGCAAAACAUAGAAAAAGAAUCGUUAUUGCUUGAAAAAGCUACUAAUAAUUUAAUAGACGGAGUAACGGACCAAAAUGUAUCAAAUACGAGUGGGAAUGACAUAACCAAACAGAACACAGUAUUAAAUUCGAUUCUAGAUGAAUUAGAUGACUUAGAGGAUAAGCCUAAACAAAAUAAGUAUUUCGCAACCGACGUGCCGUCUAAGGACCACAGAAAGAAAUUUGUUAUUGAAUCAGAUGAUGAAGCUAUUGAGAAUUCACCAAAAAAGACCAAGAAACUUAAGAAAAAGAAGGCAGAGCAACGUGCUUUACAUAUAUCAGAUGAUGAAGAAGAAGAUAAUGUAGAAAGUGACUUAGAAGAACAAGAUGACAGGAUUGUGGAGUACGAUUCAGAGGAGAAUGAGAUCGUAGUACAGCAGCCAAAAACCAAACAAUCAAAGAAAGGAAUAACAGAUUUCUUUGAGAAUGAGGCUGAAUUGACAUCUGAAGAUGAAUGGGUGGGUUCUGGUGAUGAAGAUGAACGGGGCCUGGACCGGAUGGAGAGGGAAGAAGGAGACAAUGACAGCUUCCAUCAAGGACAGCUGCAGAGGGAGCUGGGACAGAUACAUAUGCGUGAAGUCUUAGACCAGGACAAACGUGAAGUGAGGCUCAUACAGGAACUGCUGUUCGAAGACGGAGACUUGGGUGAUGGACACCGACAGAGAAAGUUUCGCUGGCAUAAUGCAGAUGGUGAAGAAGAAACCGGAACAUAUCCUGAAGAAUUUACAGAUACACAGGAAGAUGAAUUUGAAUCUGAAGAACAGUGGAGAAAGGAAAGACAUGAAAGAGAAAUGUUUAUAAGGCAAAUGCGUGAAAAAGAUGAAGAGCCAAACAAGAGUAUAACCAGAAGCACAAUAAUUAAAGCGAAUUUAUCUUCUCGAAGUGUCUCAUCUUUGAUCAACGAUAAUACAAUCAUUAAACCUGUAGAAAAACCUGUGGUUGAGAAAAAAUCUGCAAAAGAUAUACCUAGUCCAAAGAGAGGAUUCACAAUUUUUCAGCAAAACUAUCACACGUCUUUAUUAACACGUGGAAGGGGAGCUUUGGCUAGACUAGCUGCUCUGGCAACACCGCUAGCUGAUGAUGACACGCCCAGAAACAUUACCAAUAACAGAGGGAACUUCGUCUUCACUUCCAUUAAUCCUGAUGAUAAUUCGAAGGUUCCUACUAAACGAAAGGCUGAAAUAAUCCACACUCCAAGACUUAUAAAGAAAUUGAAGACUGAAAGUUCAAAUGUACGGAAGCCAUCGUUGUUUGACCACAUAAAAAUAUAAUUAUAAUAUAAUAGUAUUAAAUAGUGACAUCAAAAUGUAACAAUGUGUAAAAAAUAAAAUAAUAUUACAGUA
Danaus plexippus (monarch butterfly) is the source of this 4217-nucleotide messenger RNA. RefSeq names its product claspin-like. The transcript is spliced from 15 exons. The record is from RefSeq and is a predicted model, not a curated record. Bases 174 to 4145 code for a protein of 1323 amino acids. NCBI's taxonomy places the organism in Eukaryota, Metazoa, Arthropoda, Insecta, Lepidoptera, Nymphalidae. Gene Ontology annotation, biological process: mitotic DNA replication checkpoint signaling; activation of protein kinase activity; mitotic G2 DNA damage checkpoint signaling. Gene Ontology annotation, molecular function: anaphase-promoting complex binding.